Messenger RNA from Stomoxys calcitrans (stable fly), 1857 nucleotides. Its product is annotated as alkaline phosphatase. Gene Ontology annotation, biological process: dephosphorylation. The transcript has 3 exons. NCBI's taxonomy places the organism in Eukaryota, Metazoa, Arthropoda, Insecta, Diptera, Muscidae. Gene Ontology annotation, molecular function: alkaline phosphatase activity. The coding region runs from base 59 to 1696 and encodes 545 amino acids. The record is from RefSeq and is a predicted model, not a curated record.
UCGUCGUCAAGAAGGCCACAACAGGUGGAAUUGUGAGUGUUAAAGUGAAAUACGAACAAUGUUUUACACAUUUUCAAAAUAUUCUAUAAUUCUGAUUGUGGUGUUACUAACAUCACCAAUAGCAAAUGGUAGAGUUAUUUCCCAAAAACCCAGCGAAGAUCAUGACCAUCGCAUGCAUCCCGUAUUUCAUUUUGAGACGCUGAAUCGCCUACAAAAGAGAGCUAUGCCCAUUUUGAAUUUUGGAUCUGCCAAACCCGAAGAAGAAUUCUCAGAAUAUUGGAAUGGUGUGGCUCAGGAUCUGCUAAUGCAGCAAUUGAAUACCAAAUCCCAAUUAAACACAAAUAUGGCAAAAAAUGUCAUAAUGUUCUUGGGUGAUGGAAUGUCUAUACCCACUAUAACCGCUGGACGAGUCUAUUUGGGUGGCGAGGAAAAGCAAUUCUCUUUCGAGAAAUUCCCCUAUGUGGGCCUUAGUAAGACUUACUGUGCCAAUUCCCAAGUAGCUGAUUCAGCCUGUACCGCCACUGCCUAUCUGGGUGGAGUUAAAGGCAAUUAUGGCACCUUGGGUGUGACUGCCGCCAUAGAACUGGAUAACUGUCAAGCCCAAAAUGUCACCGAGCAUCAUGUAACCUCCAUAGCCGGCUGGGCUCAGGCUCAAGGCAUGGCCACGGGCCUUAUAACCACCACUUCGGUGACUCAUGCCUCCCCCGCUGGUGUUUAUGCUCAUGCUGCCAAUCGCUUCUGGGAAAAUGAUGCCGAAAUUCUUAACGGCCAUCAGGAUCCAUUGACUUGCACCGACAUAGCUAGCCAACUGAUACAUGGCGAAGUGGGUUCUAAACUCAAUGUUAUCUUGGGUGGGGGCCAAGAACAUUUUCUUCCCCUAUCGCAACAAGGAAAACGUUUGGAUGGUCGCAACCUCAUGGAUGAAUGGCUAAAAAUACAUGGUCCCAAGGCAAAAUAUGUACAAACAAAAGAUGAACUGCAAAAUCUUGCCAAAAACACAGAGCAUGUGCUGGGUCUUUUUGCCUCCAAUCAUAUGCCCUACCAUUUGGAUGCUGAUCCCAAGGAAAUACCUUCUUUGGAGGAGAUGGUUUCACAAGCCCUGGAUAUUUUAGAAGAACAAAGUCAGGGCAGAGGUUACUUCCUUUUUGUCGAGGGUGGGCGCAUAGAUCAUGCCCAUCACGAUACCUUGGCCCUUAAGGCUUUAGAUGAAACCGCCGAAUUUGAUAAGGCCAUACAUUUGGCCCGCCAGAAAACCAGUGAAGAAGACACCCUGAUAGUGGUGACCUCAGAUCAUUCUCAUACCAUGUCUGUGGCUGGUUACUCAAGUCGCAAAAAUGAUAUAGUUGGCAUAAACAAUGGCCAAUUGGGUUUGGACGAUCUGCCCUAUGCCACUUUGUCUUAUGCUAAUGGACCUGGCUUUGAUACAAACAACCUUAAAGCAAAUCUGGGGGCAAGAAGAAAAAAUCUCAAAGAGAUUAACAUGAAAAACAAAGACUAUAUGUUCCCUGCCACGGUCCCGCUGGAAUCGGAAACACAUGGUGGUGACGAUGUUGGUGUCUUCGCCAGUGGACCCUUUGCCCAUCUCUUUACGGGGGUGUAUGAGCAAAACCUAAUACCACAUGCUAUGGCAUAUGCCUCGUGUUUGGGUUCCAGACGUACAGCCUGUGGAGAUGGCUUGCAUAAAGGAAGGCUCUGAGAGGAAGUGUAUAAGGGAAACGGGGGGUCAAUUAAUAUUUAUAUAUCUAGAGACUAAGCUUGUAUCAGUACUUAAUUAAUACUAAAAAUAAAAGUAAUUAAUAACUUCCUUGGGAACGGCGAGACGACUUCAGCCGGACUAUUGGAAUAAAUGCAGAUAAA